Messenger RNA from Serendipita indica DSM 11827, 3342 nucleotides. Lineage: Eukaryota; Fungi; Basidiomycota; Agaricomycetes; Sebacinales; Serendipitaceae. The record is from the annotation of a GenBank genome assembly.
AUGGUGCUCGUCCUCCAGAUCAGCACGCUGCUCAUUACAGUCCUUACAGCAAAUGCACUAAUCUUUGAACUCCCUUCCGGCGCGCACAAGCGCAGCACACGACACCGCGACAUCUCGAGAAAGGUCAAAAGAGCACCCAAUCUCCCUAGCGCUUGGUCCUAUUACGGCUGUAUAACCGAUGGUCCCCAACGUACUCUUAAUGCCAUGUCAUUCACGUCAGACUCUAUGACCGUCGAGUCCUGCGUAAACUUUUGCGACGGGCAUGGAUACGUUUACGCCGGUCUCGAAUAUUCGAGGGAGUGCUACUGUGACAAUACCUUGCAAAACGGCGCUACGACUACAACAGACUGCAAUCUUCUCUGCAGUGGAGACUCGUCCGAAGUUUGUGGUGGAGGCUACAAGCUUUCGACUUACAAGUCUUCCAACGCGGUUGCGACUCCGCUUUCUUCGUACAAUGGCUAUGUAUACAAGGGAUGCUACACGGAUUCUAUCGAGUCUCGAUCCGUACCUGUGGGUAUGGGAUUUACUGGCUCUUUGACGCCACAGAAGUGCAUCGACGCCUGCGCCGCUCAAGGGUACUCUUACGCCGGGCUCGAAUAUGCUCAAGAGUGCUACUGCGGCAACACCAACUCGGGCACCUUGGCGGAUGAAACUGGAUGUAACAUGCCUUGUGCCGGAGACGGAGCACAUUUAUGCGGUGGUGGGAACAGGCUUACGCUCUAUCAAUCCGGCACGUUUGGCAGAGGCGAUCCAUCAUGGUCAUAUGUCAACUGCUAUACCGACAGUGUGGGUCAGAGGACUCUUCCUACCCCACUGGGUAUCGCAAGUAUGACCAUUGGCAAGUGUGAGGCCGCUUGUGGCGCAGCCGGCUUCCUUUACGCUGGUGUCGAGUAUGGUGGUGAAUGCUGGUGUGGAAACACCAUCCUCGGCACGGCGACCGUCGCCGCCAGUGGUGCUUGUAAUAUGGCUUGCAAUGGUGAUGCUACUGAGAUUUGCGGCGGUGGAAAUGCAAUCAAUAUCUAUCGAAGCGGGUCUAGUGGGCCAUCAGUCGUACCAAGUUAUGGUCAAUGGACAAGUCAGGGCUGCUAUGUGGACUCCGUCGCCCAACGCUCCCUCCCUGUGGCCAUGGCCGUCAGCGGGGGCCCAGCAGCAAUGACCGUCGAGAGCUGCCUUGAUGCCUGCGGUACCAACGGAUAUACAUAUGCUGGUACCGAGUACGGCGGCGAGUGCUAUUGUGGCUCCAGCAUUGCGGCCGGAAAAGCUGAGGAUGGACGAUGCUCCAUGAGCUGUAAUGGGAAUCCAGCAGAGAUCUGCGGUGGUCCAAACGGACUUUCUCUCUACAUCUUGACCACUAGCUCGACGACCCAGACGACUCAGAGUUCUACAAGUUCUUCAACUUCUACCAGCCAGACAAGCUCUGCAAGUUCCACCAGUCAGACAAGCUCUACCAGUUCGACAAGUUUGACAAGCUCGACAAGCUCCACCAGUCAGACGAGCCAGAGCAGCCAAACCACGUCGACAUCCACGUAUACAACGCCAACGGGAACGUCGACUUCUACAAGCCCAAGUUCUACCCCCACCGGUGCUAGCUGCCCAUCCAAGCCAGCCUGUGUGAGACAAUACACAUCAAUCGCAGGAGAUACAUGCGCUUCCAUCGCUCUCGCCUAUGGCCUUCAAGCCGCUGAUAUCCAAACUGCAAACGCCGGCCUCAAUUGCAACAGUAUCGGCGCCUCGACCUCUGUCUGCAUCCCAUCCUCGUGCACAAGCGUGUAUGUUACUCAAGGCUCGACUACAUGCGACAAUGUUGGAACUCUGGUCGGUGUUACCGCACAGGUCAUCCUCGCGUCCAAUCCGACCAUCAACUGCAACUCUAUCGCUCAGGCGUUGCACAUGAUGGAUGCCCAGCCCACUCCCAUCGUUCAAGGAUCUCGUGAUUUGGAGCCUUCUAAUGCGACGAAUAAAGACGAAGAUGUGUUGUUUACGUUUGCAGCUAUGUCGCGCCAACGGGACGGCAUCUCUCGCUGGGGAAUCCCCGGCCGCAUAUGGGAAGCAGCAUACCUCUUGACACGAUAUCUGGCUUCGGGCAGUGUGGAUACGGUAUAUUCUCGCCUGGACAUGCGUGGGCAAGGCAAAGAUGAGGGUCCAUCCGGCAUGAGGGUCGUCGAGUAUGAUCCGCCGUGGACACCGGGAUUCACGCUGCCGGGUACCAACGUGGACUACUAUCGGCACGCAAGAAGCGACGAGAAGGCGGCGGUGGUGGAUGUAGACACGAGUGGGUUGAGGAAACGGGUGGAAGUGGACACGCGCGAGGUGGUGCUCAUCGAACUCGGAGCCGGGAUGGGUUAUGUCGGGCUUGCGGCCGCAGAAUCGCUUCUACGCUUCGUACAGGAUGCCAGCAAGGGGGUGGCGGCGGUCGUCCUCACGGAUCUUCCAGACGUGUGCGUGCUCCUGAAAGAGAACGUGGCGUUGCAGAUGGAACAGUGGAAACGUGAUGGUAUUCACGGCAUCGCCUUUGAUAUGGCCAGGGAUGGCGAUGACAAUGGGUUCGGACCGGGAGGAACGGAUGGUCAGGGGGAGGAUAACCGAGGAGGAUCAAACUCUGCCGGCAAUGUCACGAUACAAGUCCGAGAUCUCGCGUGGGGGAACGCGGAGCACGUCCGGAUGCUAUCGACCGAACUAUGUACGCGGUACCUUGUCGAACGAGACGGCGAGCAUGGUCCACGGUUGACGAUUCUGUGUAGUGACCUGGUGGGUCCCAUGGUUCAAAACAAGCUUGUUCUAGCGCGCUCACAAACGUGUUCCGUGCUCCACAUGGAUCGUCGACCCCAUGGCAUGCGCAUGCGUUUCGUCGCUGUCACUGAUCCUUCGGGGCUUCGGGUCUGGCUCUUUACAGGUCUACUUUCCAACCCUGCUUGCACCACUACUGCGUUCACUCAUCCAAAUCACCUCGCCGGACUUUCUCCCGGUACCCUAUUCCAAACCCCACUACCUUCUCGUCAUCAGCUUCUCAUUAAUAAUGCAGACCGCGUUCGCAGCAUCGAGCGAGAGACACCCUUCUGGCGUGCUUUCGGCGCCUGGUUUCAUUUUCAGCCCAUUCUCACACGCUCCCAAACUACAGCCAAUGAUCGAAAUGGACCAAAUGCGGAUAUCUAUAGCGAAUGGCAGCGCGUAGGCUGGGAUGAGCCUGGACUCUCAUUCUUAUUCGUAGCCCAUCGGCGUCCAGAGACACUAGACUGGGUGUGUCCACAGGAUGACAAGGAGCUCCUUUACGGUGGUCAGGUGGACGACACGUUUGAAAUCCUGCUCAUGUUAUGUAGCGCCAAUGGCGCUAUCGGUGACUAG